AUGCUACUCAAAAGUCGCUAUUUAUCGUCUCUUACGCACGAAUACAUCGCACUCGGCACAAAAUCAAAGCUUUUCGAUCCCACGUUCUCGAAUGACAGCGAGUUAAUAAUUGUAAACCUGAAAACGAACGAAAAGAUAAAAAGGGAGAUGGAUGGCAGAUUUAAUGACAUUCUUGUGGUUGACAACAUGGUAAUAUGUGCAUUGGAGCAGGAUAUGGUUAUUUAUAGGAUAGCAUCUAUGGUGGAAGAGCAGCUGGAUGAGAUUGACAAUUCAAAGAGCACGCGCAGCCUUGAGUGCGUUCUGUCCAUAAAGGUGGUGGUGAAUGCUCUGUCAUACAGCCAAAAGCGGAAUAUGCUGCUGCUUGCUGCCGAUAAACUCAUACUUCUGGACCUGAAUACCUUCAAGUCGUACAACGUUGGUAUAACCGGCCGUGCCAACUCCAUCUCGUACAACAAGAAGGUUAACCACAUCAUUGCGGCAUGCAUCGAUAAUCAGCUGUUGAUCUACGACAUUAAGAAAAAGGAGGAGGUGAUAAACAAGAAAUUUCCUAAUCUCAGACGGGUCGAGUGGCAUCCGCACACGAGCACCUAUCUAUUCAUACAGGGGGACGGUCUCAGCGUGCUAGACCUGAGCAGCGACAAAUUGACGAAAAUAUGUGAGGAGUGCACAGGGUUUUUGGUGAUGGAUGAUUUUCUGUACAUCUGGGACCAAAACUGUUUGAAGAUGUUCGAGCAUGGAGAGGGUGCAAGGAUGCAAAAUGUGAAGACCGAUUUGCUGAAUUAUAUGGGUGAGUAUGUGGUGAGUGACUUGUUCCAUUUCAAUACGAAUGGCCGACUGGCUGUUCUGUCGCUCCUCAGCGGUUCAACAACGGUUCUUGCAAAUUCGUCUCUGUUCUACGUCAGGCCACCGUUGAACUGCUACCUGAAGAACAACACCGUUUUUUACACCUGUGACAAAGAAAUACGAAUGAAGAAAAUACACGCAAGACUGAACAAAGUGGAGAAGGAUGUGCAGGAGCUGCUGGCAAACGUGGGUAGAGAUGUUGAGUACGAGGGUCCUAAGCUGCAUGUGGAAGAUGAUGAGAUAGCCCAGCUCAUACUUGAGAAGCGGUGGGACGAGAUCAAGCGCCGAAAUGACACUGUUGACGUUCCGCUCGCGUAUUUAUUGGACGAAGACAAAAAAUUCCUGAUGGAUAAUCUGAAGCUGCUCCUUCUCAUCUGCGUAAAAGAGGGCAACUACAAAUUCUUGGUGGAAAACAACAUCGUUGAUUACAAGUACCUGUUGAAGUACCUUGGCAAGGACGAACUGGCCAUGCUUGCCGGGCAGCUGGCCGGAAAGGUCUCUUUUGAUGAAAUAGCGAAGAUCUACGAGAUGGCGCAGGAUAAGAAGAUGUUGUUCAAGAUAAAGUUUGAUUAUCUUCGGAAGCUGUCGGAUCAGUUGUGCAUCAGCGAUAUGCUUGGCGUGUACAUGAGUCUGCUACAUAAGAUGAAAGAAGAGGACGUGUACUUCCACGAUGAAUUGAUCAAUUACUUUUUGGAAUAUGCCAAAUUCGUUGAGGACCGGGAUGUGGUAGAGUAUAUUGAAAGCAAGGAAGGCGUGAAGAAGACGGAUGGUGCCAAACCAAGGGCACCUGCCGUUGAACAGCGUGCAAGCGCAGUGAAAUUAGAUCAUUCCGGAAGCACUGAAAGCGUGCUCCCCCGCUCAGCACCGAAGAGUCCGAUUCCUGAGAUUCCUCUUCCGCAGCGCGCACCCAGCACAUACGUCAAAAAACAUCCUCAGACCGUGCCGCCGCCGAGGAAGAGCCCGAUAAUUCCGGGUGUUCAGAAUGUGCCGGACAUAAGCAGCCUUUCUCUACACGCAAAAGACAAGAAGCUCAAAUACAGUGACAUCAUGAAAGGUAAGAGUGUUCCUCAAAAUGGUUUUAGACCUGUUAGCAGCGAAAAAAAGGCCGUGAAACCGCCAUCUCUCUCAAUUCCAAAACCUGUCCGUUCAGAGAAUGUUUCAAAUGAGCCGAGUGUUACGCAGAUAAAAAAUAUCGGCGAGGAGUUUAACGAAAACGAAAUUAAUGAGCUUGAUUCGCUUAUACAGAGAAGGAUUGAAGAUUUGAAAGAUAGGUCAGCCAGGAAGAAGGGGAUUAUCUUCAAAGCCCGUAUUAAGGAUGGCUUGCAACGUGUUGGCCACUACAAGAAGGUGACCAAUCCGAACAUUUUGCCGUAUCUGAGGAUAUUUAAGGAGGAGGGUUUGUCGUACGAAGAUUUCCUGAAGAAGUCACAGGCUCUGCUAAAUUUUGCAGAGGUAAAGAUGUGGCUGGAAGGUAUUUUAAACCUGUGGAAAAUUGUUGAUUAAAUUUCUGAGUUUUAUUUCGA
This is a messenger RNA of Vavraia culicis subsp. floridensis, 2366 nucleotides long. RefSeq lists its product as uncharacterized. The coding region runs from base 1 to 2346 and encodes 781 amino acids. The transcript has a single exon. The record is from RefSeq and is a predicted model, not a curated record. Lineage: Eukaryota; Fungi; Microsporidia; Pleistophoridae. Gene Ontology annotation, molecular function: protein binding.